Manduca sexta (tobacco hornworm) is the source of this 2166-nucleotide messenger RNA. RefSeq names its product exocyst complex component 4 (gene Sec8). Gene Ontology annotation, cellular component: synapse; growth cone membrane; exocyst. Gene Ontology annotation, biological process: exocytosis; chemical synaptic transmission; Golgi to plasma membrane transport. Lineage: Eukaryota; Metazoa; Arthropoda; Insecta; Lepidoptera; Sphingidae. The coding region runs from base 158 to 1915 and encodes 585 amino acids. The transcript has 15 exons. The record is from RefSeq and is a predicted model, not a curated record.
GUGUAAUAUCUGGAAAGUGGAACAAAAUUUUGACAUAAAAUUUGUCUGCUCUCUGCUCACUGCUGUCAGCUGUGCAAUCAAAAAUCAGGGGGCGGAAUAAUACUUUUUUGUUAUUAUAUAUCUAAGACCAGGAAAAUAUUGCAACAAUAACACCAGGAUGUCCUCUCCCCCGCCCACUAAGCCCCCUCGGGGGGUUAAACAAGGAAAAGAAACAAGUGGUCUUCUAAUGUCAGUGAUACGAACACUGUCUGCAAGUGAGACAAAUGAACAGCGAGAGAAGGAGAGAGCCAAGCUAGAGAAGGAGUACAAGAAGAGUGAUGCAAGACUUGAUGAGCUUGUCGCUGCACAUGCUCAGGAGAUCAUGGAAGUUAUGCAGAAAUUCAGCGCGGUUGGCGAAUCGCUAGGUGCGUGGGGUCAACACUGCGAGGCAGCAUCAGCGCGGCUGGCGGCGUGCCGCGGCCUCCUGCGCUUGCGCCGCGACGACUUGCGUCGACUGUGGGCCGAUGCACGCACACACCACUAUGCCUUAAAUAUGCUCACUGACAUAGAACGCGUGGUGGUGUCAGAGCGAGAAACUCGCGAAGCGCUGUCGAGCGGCCGCGUGCUCGCUGCUGCGCAUACACUUAAGGCGGCGCUCGACACCGCUGACACCACGCUCUCUCACGUCGAUGCACUCAACGCGACGAGGCAGCACUUGCAGGCAAAAAAACGUGAGCUAGUGGAGAUGGUAGUUCGGCGCGUGAGUGACGCCGUGUACCGCGGUGAGCGCGCGCCUCUCUCGCGCCGCCUCUCCGCGAGACGCCGCACCGCGCUGCUGCUAGCCGAGCUAACCAAGAGUGAAGAACUAACAGAUGCAUACUUACAAGACAUAACUCCAGAGUAUGAGGCUUCAUUGUCGGAAGAAGAUAAAACUUUUGAAACAACAGUGAUGAUAUCUCUUGAAGCACUUGGUGUGCUAGAACAGCUGAAAGAGGCUACUGAGAAAUUCAAAGUUAACAUACAACAUGAACUACUUGAAGUAAUUGACUCAGUGUCGCGUAGAAUCAUAGAGGAGGGCGAUGUGGAGCCCGACCCCGAGUGCGAAGAGGAUGGCGAGAUACAAGACAAUGAAGGAGUGACAGAGACGGGACGACCGCUGGCACGCCUCGUCACCAGUCUAGGAGAGGAAUUCAGAGCUUGUGCAGCACGAAAUAAGAGACUCCUGCAAUUGUGGAAAGCUGCGUUACAGAAAAAUCGCGUGUCCGACACAUGCCUUCACACGGAGCAGCACUAUUGGAGCGCCGUCCAGCAAGUUAUGCAGCUGUUAUUAACAGAAUAUUUGGAAAUUGAAAGCGUUCCAUUGUCAGCUCAGAGGUCUAAUACAGUGCCUGAAGGCACGGGCCCUGCGCUUCGUCUCACCGACUAUUUCGCAAAGAAACGACCGCAAAGACAACAUGGAAAACUGUUUAGAUUUUCUGCAUGCGGUCCUGUGACGACGACAUCGACCCGAAGACACGCGCAUCCGCUCGUGUGCACCCCGCACGCGAGUCAUCUGCACGCCGUGCUGCCGCUCCUACACUCGCUUUGCCAACACAUCGAGUCGAUUACUGGGGGUGGCGAAUGUUCGCUGCGUGCGUUUAUAACAGACUACGUGCGCACCGGCGAGAGCGAACGGCUCGCCAGCGCCGCGCGCGCCGCCAUAGACGACGCCAUGCGGGCCGCCGGCGCGUGGCGCGAGCGGGGACCGCCGCCACCCACCAAUAUUAAAUCCGGUGAGCGUCACCGCGUGAUAUUCACGUGUUGCGGUGCGUCGUGGCGCGCGAUCAAUGCGGCGGUGCGUGGCGCGCGCCGCCCGCUGGCUCGCCGACGACGACAUCGUGCGCUUCCUGCGCUCGCUGCACAACUACCGCGCCGUAGACAUCGCGCCCAAGGAUGACAAGGAUGCGCAUGAGUUAAAGCAAGCAUACGAACGCGAAGCAGAGAUAUUGGGCUCGAGCUUGGGUGACGGAGCUAUCGCACGCAAAGAAAUUGUCGCAGAUAUAAACACGUUAGCUGACCUAGCGGUCAUGUGUGAAACUAUGGAUUGGCUCAGUGCGAACAUAAGGAGUAUUCCGUCAAUGCUGUCUGGUGCAGUAAAAUUGUCCGAGAAGUUCAUCAAUGACAUAUCUGGCGCGGCGUCUGUCUUCG